Lymnaea stagnalis (great pond snail) is the source of this 302-nucleotide messenger RNA. The record is from the annotation of a GenBank genome assembly. NCBI's taxonomy places the organism in Eukaryota, Metazoa, Mollusca, Gastropoda, Lymnaeidae.
AUGUCUGAUGCAAUCAACGCAUCUGACGACGGCGAAGUCACAGAGUUGCCCCGAGGGUCUGAUUCAUCAGUUGUGUACACAGCAAAUGCAGAGACUACAUUUUAUUUGGACUCUUCUAAAAGUGACGUCACAGAAGGAUUAAAUAUGACAGAGACAGUUCAGCUUGAAGCGCCUGUGACGUCCGGCUUGUCACCGUCGGGGAUGACAUCCUACGAUGGCUUCUCUGAGUUUUUUUCAACGUUAUCGGAGGAAGCCAUCUUGUCCAGUGCUGGGAUCAAUCACACCAUUGCAGAACUUACCCG